ACCCCCAAUCGACCAAUGCUUUCGAAGAGCUCCGUCUAUAAAUAGGCCCUUUGAUUCUUCAGUAAAGACUCGCAAGCAUUUGGCAUUUCUCAAUUAGUGCCUUAAUAGCCAAAGGGUCAAAGCCUUUCUCGUCGGCCGUUGGGUUCAUCUAUUAAGGUCAAGGAAAUGGACACCUUCCUCUUUACCUCUGAAUCUGUGAACGAAGGUCACCCAGACAAGCUCUGUGAUCAGAUAUCUGAUGCAGUACUUGAUGCCUGCUUGGAACAAGACCCUGAUAGCAAAGUUGCCUGCGAGACUUGCACCAAGACCGACAUGGUAAUGGUCUUUGGCGAGAUCACAACCAAGGCCAAUGUAGACUAUGAAAAGAUCGUCCGAGACACCUGCCGUAAUAUAGGAUUUACAUCCGAUGAUGUUGGCCUUGAUGCUGACAAGUGCAAGGUCCUGGUCAACAUCGAGCAACAGAGCCCUGAUAUUGCUCAAGGUGUCCAUGGCCACCUGACCAAGCGGCCUGAAGAGAUUGGUGCUGGUGAUCAGGGACACAUGUUUGGUUAUGCCACUGAUGAGACCCCUGAGUACAUGCCGCUCAGCCAUGUGCUUGCCACUAAAUUAGGCGCUCGUCUGACAGAAGUCCGCAAGGACGGCACAUGUCCCUGGUUGAGACCUGACGGCAAAACCCAAGUAACAGUAGAGUACUACAAUGAUAAUGGUGCCAUGGUUCCAAUUAGGGUGCACACGGUUCUGAUCUCGACUCAGCAUGACGAGACAGUUACUAAUGACGAGAUAGCCAAGGAUCUUAAAGAGCAUGUUAUUAAGCCUGUCAUCCCUGAGAAGUACCUUGAUGAAAAGACAAUCUUCCACCUCAACCCUUCUGGUCGGUUUGUUAUUGGCGGGCCUCAUGGUGAUGCUGGCCUCACUGGUCGUAAAAUUAUUAUUGACACAUAUGGUGGUUGGGGUGCCCAUGGUGGCGGGGCCUUCUCUGGGAAGGACCCAACUAAGGUCGAUCGCAGUGGUGCCUACAUCGUUAGGCAGGCUGCCAAGAGCAUCGUUGCCAAUGGCCUUGCUCGUAGGUGCAUAGUUCAGGUCUCGUAUGCAAUUGGUGUGCCUGAGCCCUUAUCUGUUUUUGUCGACACUUAUGGCACUGGAAAGAUCCCGGACAAGGAAAUUUUGAAGAUUGUGAAGGAAAACUUCGAUUUCAGGCCUGGCAUGAUCUCUAUCAACUUGGAUUUGAAGAGGGGUAACAACGGGAGGUUCUUGAAAACAGCAGCAUACGGCCACUUCGGAAGGGAUGACCCUGACUUCACAUGGGAAGUCGUUAAGCCUCUCAAAUGGGAGAAGCCACAAAACUAGAACUGCUAUGUAUCGCCUAUAGACAUUGAAUAACAGCAUUGUUGCUGCUGCUGGUCGUGAACUGAAGGUCUUGUUUAUUUUAUCGUCCCUUGUAUGAUUUGGUUUUCUUUUAACGUUUGUAGCCUUCCUUAAUGUUUGUAUUUGACCUUCCUUAAAAUGAGAUAUAUAUGCAACCAGUAUUCACCAUG
Molecule: messenger RNA, 1535 nt
Organism: Sesamum indicum (sesame)
Lineage: Eukaryota; Viridiplantae; Streptophyta; Magnoliopsida; Lamiales; Pedaliaceae
Product: S-adenosylmethionine synthase 1
Biological process (GO): S-adenosylmethionine biosynthetic process
Molecular function (GO): methionine adenosyltransferase activity; ATP binding
Source: RefSeq, a predicted model, not a curated record